Molecule: messenger RNA, 9231 nt
Organism: Cynocephalus volans (Philippine flying lemur)
Lineage: Eukaryota; Metazoa; Chordata; Mammalia; Dermoptera; Cynocephalidae
Gene: AMOTL1
Product: angiomotin like 1
Exons: 15
Coding region: 289-3255 (988 amino acids)
Biological process (GO): hippo signaling; establishment of cell polarity involved in ameboidal cell migration; actin cytoskeleton organization
Cellular component (GO): cytoplasmic vesicle; plasma membrane; bicellular tight junction
Source: RefSeq, a predicted model, not a curated record
ACCUUCCGAAGGCUGAGCGUGUCUGGGCAAUGGCUGUGUAAUUUGGAUGGAGUCAUCACUGAUGAAGCAGAGUUGGCUCAGCCAGAGAGCACUUGUUGCUCUUUUUAAACUCCACAGCACCAGGGAUGAAGUCACCUUUCUUCUUUUAAAACUGAACAGAUUUGCCCUGUGAGCCCCUGUCACUUUUUUUGAACUUAGUGUUUUUUUCCACCACCAGUCACCAAGACCUUCUCUCAGGAGCUUUUUAUUUGAUUUGAGAGCUGCACAUACAAGGGACUUUCUGGAAGCAUGGACCUCUGUGAAAACUGGACUUUGGAGGAAGGAACCUGGUUGUCCCAUGCUGGAAUUCAUCAUUUUGCCAACACCAGAGCGGACAGUGAGUUUGUGGAAGCCUCUCCUGUGUCCUAUAGCCCGGAGGAGUUAGGUCCCCCUCCUGCUUGUUAUAGCACCAGUAGUCCUGUCCAGAUUCUAGAAGACCCCAACUACUUCUUCCCGGACUUUCCACUCUAUUCUGGGAGGCAUGAAGCAUCUGCGUUGACAGUGGAGGCAAACGGUAGCAUCAGGGAGAAAGUUGUUGAUGAUCCUCUUUGUAACUUCCACUCCCCUAACUUCCUGAGGACCUCAGAGGUGGAAAUGAGAGGUUCCGAGGAUGCGGCAGCUGGAACAGUAUUACAGCGGCUGAUCCAGGAGCAACUGCGGUAUGGCACCCCGAACGAGAACAUGAACUUGCUGGCCAUUCAGCACCAGGCCACAGGGAGCGCAGGACCAGCCCACCCUACAAACAACUUUUCUUCCACGGAAAACCUCACUCAAGAAGACCCACAAAUGGUCUACCAGUCGGCACGCCAGGAACCGCAGGGUCAAGAACACCAGGUGGACAAUACGGUGAUGGAGAAACAGGUCCGGUCCACGCAGCCUCAGCAGAACAAUGAGGAACUGCCCACGUACGAGGAGGCCAAAGCCCAGUCGCAGUUCUUCAGGGGGCAGCAGCAGCAGCAGCAGCAGCAGCAGCAGCAGGGAGCUGUGGGCCACGGUUACUACAUGGGUGGGGGCACCAGCCAGAAGGCCCGGACUGAGGGGAGGCCCACGGUGAACCGUGCCAACAGCGGACAGGCACAUAAGGACGAGGCGCUGAAAGAACUCAAGCAGGGCCACGUCCGCUCACUCAGUGAGAGGAUCAUGCAGCUGUCACUGGAGAGGAAUGGCGCUAAGCAACACCUCCCUGGCUCAGGGAAUGGAAAGGGGUUCAAAGCGGGAGGGGGACCCUCCCCAGCCCAGCCUGCAGGCAAAGUGCUGGACCCUCGAGGUCCUCCACCUGAGUACCCCUUCAAGGCCAAGCAAAUGAUGUCCCCAGUCAGCAAGACCCAGGACCAUGGACUUUUCUACAGUGACCAGCACCCUGGGAUGCUCCAUGAGAUGGUCAAGCCUUACCCCGCUCCUCAGCCUGCCAGAACAGAAGUGGCUGUCCUGAGGUACCAGCCACCCCCGGAGUAUGGGGUAACGAGCCGCCCAUGCCAACUCCCGUUCCCGUCGACGGUGCAGCAGCACAGCCCCAUGUCCUCCCAGACCUCCUCCGUCAGUGGACCGCUGCACUCUGUCCCCGUGCCGCUUCCGCUGCCCAUGACCCUGGCGGCCCCACAGCCCCCGCCUGCCGCCUCCCCCAGCCAGCAGCUCGGGCCAGAUGCAUUCGCCAUUGUGGAGCGAGCCCAGCAAAUGGUGGAGAUACUAACAGAGGAGAACCGGAUGCUUCACCAGGAACUUCAGGGUUACUACAACAACGCUGACAAGCUCCACAAGUUUGAAAAAGAACUUCAGAGAAUUUCGGAAGCCUAUGAGAGUCUGGUCAAGUCUACCACCAAGCGAGAGUCUCUGGACAAGGCAAUGAGAAACAAACUGGAAGGCGAGAUUAGAAGACUUCAUGAUUUCAAUAGAGACCUCCGAGAUCGACUGGAGACUGCCAACAGGCAACUAUCCAGCAGAGAAUACGAUGGGCAUGAAGACAAAGCUGCAGAGGGGCAUUAUGCUUCCCAGAACAAAGAAUUCUUGAAGGAAAAGGAGAAGUUAGAAAUGGAGCUAGUGGCAGUGCGGACUGCAAGUGAGGACCAUCGGAGACACAUUGAGAUUCUGGACCAGGCUUUGAGCAACGCCCAGGCCAGGGUCAUCAAGCUGGAAGAGGAGUUAAGAGAGAAGCAAGCAUAUGUGGAGAAAGUGGAGAAGCUGCAGCAGGCCCUGACCCAGCUGCAGUCUGCGUGUGAGAAGCGAGAGCAGAUGGAGCGGAGGCUGAGGACCUGGCUGGAGAGAGAGCUGGAUGCACUGCGAGCCCAGCAGAAACAUGGGAAUGGCCAGCCAGCCAGCAUGCCGGAAUACAAUGCUCCAGCCCUCCUGGAGCUUGUGAGGGAGAAGGAGGAGCGGAUCCUGGCCCUGGAGGCCGACAUGACCAAGUGGGAGCAGAAGUACCUGGAGGAGAGCACCAUCCGCCACUUCGCCAUGAAUGCCGCAGCCAGCGCAGCAGCUGAGAGGGACACCAACAUCAUCAACCACUCUCGGAACGGCAGCUAUGGCGAGAGCUCGCUGGAGGCCCAUAUCUGGCAGGAGGAGGAGGAGGUGGUGCAGGCCAACAGGAGGUGUCAGGACAUGGAGUACACUAUUAAAAAUCUCCAUGCCAAAAUCAUAGAGAAGGAUGCCAUGAUUAAGGUCCUUCAGCAGCGAUCCCGUAAAGAUGCCGGGAAGACGGAUGCCUCGAGCCUGCGGCCCGCCCGCUCGGUCCCGUCCAUUGCAGCGGCCACCGGGACACACUCCCGCCAGACCUCUCUCACCAGCAGCCAGCUGGUGGAAGAGAAGAAGGAAGAGAAGGCCUGGAAGGGGAGCAUAGGGUUGCUGCUGGGGAAGGAGCACCACGAACACGCUUCUGCCCCCCUGCUGCCAUCCCCACCUGCCUCCGCACUGUCACCUACAGCCUCCGCCACAUCGGCCAGCAGCGCCCACGCUAAGAUGGGCAGCAAGGACAGCAGCACCCAGACGGACAAGAGUGCUGAACUCUUCUGGCCCAACGUGGCCUCCCUCCCCAACCGCAGCAGGCUGAGCGCGACGCCUUCCAACAGCCCCGUCCUGAAGCACCCCGGGGCCAAGGGGACUGUGGAGAAGCUGGACAACUCUCCUGGCCACGGGAAGUCACCUGACCACAGAGGCCGUGUCAGCAGCUUGCUGCACAAGCCAGAGUUCCCUGAUGGAGAGAUGAUGGAGGUUCUCAUCUAACUCCACCCCCCUGCUGAAGUUCACAGCGGAACAUCGACACACACGGAAUGCGGCAGAGAGGACGAAGAAAGAUCACGAAGGUUGUGGACGGGAAAUCAGGAACGGUUUGAACUGAUAAAGAUUUCAGAUCAAUAAGAACACUUUUUAUAAAAGUUAAAAACAAAAACAGGAGAGACCUACAUGACUGAAGAUAGAAGAGAAUGCUAUUGAUUUUUAUUGCAUAUGGUGGAAGAGAGAAGAUGCAUGUAGGUUUGGCAACAAAGUUAAAAAGAAAUAGGAAUGUAUAGAAAAUGUGUCUCUCGGGGAGGCUCUGUGUACCCCCGUUCUCUGGUUGUGAACAGAUAAACCUGAACAUGGAUGGAUCUUCCUGGCCUCUUAGCAUGUUUGAUUUAAGAAGAACCUCCUAGAAAUCUCUAGUCCAUCUUGGCAUAAUGCAGUGUCACCUGUGCCGUGCUUGGGGUGUCCUGUAAGUGGGUGUGGGUACAGCAGCGAGAAGAAACAUUCUGGGUGAUGGGGGAUUGAAAAGGCAGUCUUCACCUAAUUACCUGUUUGUUUUGGAUUUUCAGGAGAUUAUGGGGUUUCUUAGCUUUUCUGGAUUCAGCAGUAUUUUUCACAACAGGAUGGGAGCAUUAUGAUCUUGGUCCUCAUCCUUCCUAACUUGUCUAAAUUCAUGGCUGUCUCCGCUUUACUCUUUACUUUUACUUUUUUUUGUUGUUCCUUCAUUUUUUUUUCUUUUUAAUAAAACACAGCAGAAUUCCUUAGGUAUGAGAUUUAUUAGGGCAGUGUCUGAACUGUCAUAAUUCCUGCUGUGUUUAAUAGUGACUAGAGCACAAAGACACAUGCUGUCUUCCUGUCCUCCUCUGCCUUUGCGUAGUUGGGCUGCCACUGUUAAUGUCAUUCCUGCUGUGAACUAGGUAAGCUCUGAGGAGCAGAAGGUUACAUGGGUCCGUGUGACAUCUUGCAUUAGGACUAUGGGGCCUUGCUUUUUUCUCUCUGACAUCAGCUCUGUUUCUACCCCGUUGCUCUGUGGGGGGUAAGGCUUUCAGGACAAAACUCCAGGAAAUGGAUCACAGUGUACAGGCAGCUGUCUUGGUGGCAUCUAGAAUCUCAUAGGCACCCCGUACCACUGUCUUGUGUUUGUGGCUCACUUCAAGAAGUUCAUGGAAAUACUCAUAUUAUCUUUAAAAUCCAUUUUUCCACAAACUUUUUGAAGUACACUUGUAUUCACCACUUCCACCCCUCGCCCUCUGGUUGCUGAUGGUGAACUUGCAGACUUACCAGACACCAGUUUUUUUCUGCCAUGAGCUGCUCUGUAACCUAACAGGCCAGUAUAUGUACAGUGUGGUCAGGUUUUUCCAGGUUUCUGUUUUGGGGCAGCUUAUCCAAAGUGAGGCAGAAAUGCCCUGGAGAAGAGCCAGGAGUGAGUAAGUAAGGGGAUGUCUUGCACCUUUGCUGUGACGUUUCAGUGUUUCACGUACGAAUCCUCAGACAUUGGCUUCCUUUACACAUCUAGGAGGUGUGGGAUGCUCUUGUGGUAUCUUGAUAUUUCUCUCUCUCCAGGUCAGCUUGGUUCAUGUUUUCCCAGGUCUCUUUCCUCAUGCUUACUUAGGGGAAAGGAAAAUGAAAAAAGCCCUAGGUCUGAGACUUUUUCAGGUACCUCCUAAGUAAAGCACUAAAGACAACACUACUUGGGAAGCUUUGCCCAGGUAGCUUACUUUAGGACGGGUCUUUGGAAUGUGACCUGGCUGAUGUUACAGCCUCCCCAAAUUAAGGGGGUAGAAGGAGAUAAGAGUUGUAGGCUGGGCAGGGGAGGAAAAGAAAUCAGUGGCAUUGGUCCAACAGGCUUCUGAGCCCCACAUAUGACAGGGUAGGUGGGCAUGGUCCUCUCAAGCUCUGCUCCGCAGUGGGCACUGACUGAGCUUUGUGCUGCCUGCUUGUUACCUCGUGUAGAGUCUCACAUCAAACGUCUAAGUAAGUAUUUUGCAGACUAGGAAACUCAGGCGACUCCAAGGGGCUGAGCACUGAGCUUGCCCCGUGCCCUGGGUUGUGGCAAGAGAGUGCAGGAGCCCUUACCCAUGGGGGAAAGGCCUGAGCAUGGAUGUGGGUGCGGAGUGGGGACUGAGGUGCCUGUGAUGGCAGCUAACUCCUUUAAGGACAUUUUGACCUAAUAUAUGUUGGGGAUGGACCAGAAAGGAGUGGGUCUGGAGAUAGGGAGGUAAGUCAACUUUGCCAGCCCCACUGCCAUGUCUGGGCCACCCCAAAACUCAGGCUGUCUCCCUAGACAUGGGUGAGGGCAAGCACCAUAGCCAGCUUCUCCUGAAGCCUGGGCUUCUUGCUCCAGUCACCUCACUGGCACACUCGGUCCCCCAUAUGCCAGGUAUUUUAAUGGUCAGAAUACAAAUGGAGACAUCACCAUUUCUCAGGGCCUCAACUACGGUUGUGCUGUGGCCUUUGUCAGUCUUACUUUCCCUGACCUAUAUGAAGACUCUUCCUUGAGAAAGAGGAUCUAUAGCUUUAAGACAUCUUUUCUGGGGAUUUCACUGUCAUUGCUAGAGCUUUCUGGAAGCCUAGCUUAAAGGAAAAUGGGACUGCGUAUACUGAGCACCCUGAGUUCUGGGCAGUUUACAAUAUCUUAUCUCAUUUGGUUUUCAGAAAAAUAAUGCUAGCUACAUUUUUUAGUGCUGACCGUAUGCAAGUGCUUUUUCAUUAGACUUGAAACCACCUGGGGUGCAGGGGCGAGUGUAUUAUCCUGAUUUCACGGAUGAGGAAACUGGGGCUCAGGAAGGUGAAGUCCCCUCCGAAAGCCUCACAGCCAGAAGCAGCUAGGAUUUAAAACAAGGGUGUACAAGAGGAGCUAGGCCUGAACCACAGGGGCUACCGCCUCUGACAUGUGGUGCCACAUGUAGUCCUUUCUGUCCCCCUAUUUGUGAUAUACGUGCACACAUGCACACACACAUGCACAUGGCUGCCACAUCUUUCAGGGCCUAAGAAAUAGGACUAAACCCACAUCUCCUAGAACUGCCCAUUAACAUCAGCAUAGAUGGAAAUCUUUGUGUUCCGUGACAAGUGCAGCAGCAAAGUAUUUCUGAAAACUACUUCUGCAUAAUCCAGAGGCCUGGACUUCUUCAAAACUUCCCAGUGGCAUCUGAUUAUAGAACUUGAGGGUCCUGCCUCAGGAUGAAGGAUGAGGGCUUUGGCUCUGUGUGAAGGUGUGCUGAGUGACUCUGCUUCAUCCUCAGAUGUGUUGUCUGGCAGUGUCUGCGUGCGGCCAGGCUGUUAUGUGGGCUAUGAGAAGUGGUUGGAGUCAGAUCUCUGACAUGAAAGAUUCACAAAGUAGUUGGUUCUGUACAUAAGAACUAUUACCGUCUGCAGGUUCAUGUGGCUAAGUUGCUGGCAGAAACACAUUAUUUUCCAAAAACUUCAGAGCAUUUCUUAGCAUUUUCUUCUCUUAAUGUUUCUUCUGUUUCCCAGAGGCUGGUAGGUAGCCAGUGGCAGCGCUGGGUUCAGCACGUUCCAACUGUGCAUGCAGGGCAGGCUGUCUUAGCCCUCCCAGGCUUGGGUUGCAGGGCAGAGAGGGGUGAAGCCCUUCUCAUUUCAGUCCUGCAGGGGUUGCUCUUUGGAAUUCUGUAUGAGUUUGGCUGUACGAGGCUUGGAACGGAUAAUUCAGUGGUUCUGUUGCUCAGGAUGUGCCCUGCAGAGAAGCCGGUCAUUACUCCUGUUUGUUCUCAGCUGGGUUUCCCUCAGCCACCUGCAUUCUCACAAUGCAGUGGCUGAGCCACCCCAAUGCUGAGUUCUGAUGGAAUGAGAAAUUCUCCCUCCCCAGCAGCCUUCUGAGUCCCAGAGUCUCAGGUGAGGCCAGGGUCCUACGAGGCAGUGAAGAAUAGAUUGGGGGUUUAAAAGGUUUCAAGGCAGGGAGCUCACACCUAGAUGGCAGGGAGCUAUGCUGAGCAAAGUGAUGUGUUUUCCAAACCAAAGUCUUGCCUCAUGUCCACAAUGGAGCAAGUGGAGCGUGUUUCUCUGUGUUCUCUGAAUGAUCUUGCACUAGUCUCAAGCAAAGGGCUACCAUGGCCAUAGGAAGUGGGAUCCCACGAAUGUCUUUAUUUUAUUUUAUAUUUUUAUUUUUUUUAAAUUUUAUUUUGUCGAUAUACAUUGUGGCUGAUUAUUGCUCCCCAUCACCAAAACCUCCCACGAAUGUCUUUAAAAGCUAAAGGCUUUAAGUAGCCCGAGAGUAUCCAGCUUACUGUUAGCUUCUCCACAUCCCCAAACCUAAGGCAGCCAUGGUAUAUGCUUUAUUGAUAUUGGUUUUCCUUCCUUCCUUCCUUCCUUCCUUCCUUCCUUCCUUCCUUCCUUCCUUCCUUCCUUCCUUCCUUCCUUCCUUCCUUCCUUCCUUCCUUCCUUCCUUCCUUCCUUCCUUCCUUCUUUUCUUUUUUUCUAAUUAAUCAACACAUUUAAAAUGUUUUCAUUCAAUGUAAGGGUUGUUUAAUUGGUUUGUGUCUGGCGUAUGGCUCCACAGGAGAUGGGUAGAGUAAUUAAGAAGCUACCAGAAGCUGGUCAGCUGGGAACAUGCAAAGGUCAGCAUUUCAGUAAAUGAAUUUCUUCUGGAACUAAUGAGCAAUUUCCUUCUCUUCCUUUUAAAUAGUAUACCUUUUUCUCAGUUAGUAAUUUAAGGGUAGCUGAAGACAAGUGUAUAUGUAAGUGCAUACAUAUGAGGUGUGAGUAUAGGGUGUGUGUGUAAUUUCUUUUCCUAAUAUCUAGAAGAUCCAAGUAUUUCAUCUCACUUCACCUUCCUUAAAAGGUGUCCCUUUGGGAGACUGUACUGAUUACUGCAGUGCUGCCCAAGUAAAAACAUUCUGCGAACUCCUCUGCUAGAAUGGCCUUUGGUGCCCAACACGUUCCUUUGAUUCCCCCUAGAGAUGAGAAAUCUUCAUCCUUUGAGGAUGGAUUUAAGUUUUAGAAAUAAUCCCAAGUCAUGUAAUCCCAGUUGGAUGAAUAAAGAUGGUGAUUAAGGUAAGUCACACCAUUUUUGUUUCUUAAAAAAAAAAAAAAAAAAAUCCUUAAGACGUUUUUUGGAAUGAGCCUUCAAACUGAAGCCUCUCAAAGUGACCAUUUCAAGGGAGGACUAUGCUCAUUAGUACGUGUAACUUCUAGUGUAUUAGUUUUUCAAAGUCUGUUUUCUUGCCAUGCCUCAUGUGUGUUCACAUCUCUGCAUACACUACAGACAUAAGUGCAUAUUCAUUAGUAUCAACAUCUGGCAGGUAUUCUGUAGAGCUGUGUUAUACUUAAGUGCAUGUUAUCGUCAUGUUAUUCUGUGACUGAGGUGUUUUUUUUGUCAUGAAGCUUUGCUUCUUCACAGAAUUAAAAUACUGCUCUCUAUAUAACAAAAUAUAUAUAUAGCAUCUUCUUGUAUCGGCUCCCAAAGUUUUGAUGCCCAGUGUUGUGUUUACAUGUGAUUUUGCCUAGAAUUCUGUUCACAUAUAGACAUCUGUAAGUAUUUAUUACCAAACAGAAUGUAAGCAAAUAUAUCCACAGUUGGGUUUAUUUCGAAUCAAGGUGUUUUUCCCUUUUGAGGAGGGACAGUGGAGCCUCCUCCUCAACGAGGCACUUACAGGAUCUGUGUGAAAUUCUGUGAAAUGGGCGAGUGUGGGCACACAAUUUCAGCCAGAACUAUGGCAGCCCUGGCACCACUGCUCCUCCUGCCUGCUCUGUGUGUGUGCAUCGUCGAGCUUGGUGGCAGUGGGCUGUGUUCUUCCCAGCGGACUCUGGCAUCCAGGUGUAACAGUUUGGCAUCUUGGCACUGAGGGGUGGUGUACAGAGCUGUACGGCCAGAUGGGUCUGUGCGCAGAGUCGGGGAGUCCAAGAACAUGGCGUGUCCCCCACAGCAAAUAUUGAUACUGAUUGUCAGCCAAAGAUUUUCCUAUUCUUUGCUGCUUAAACUUGUGCCUUAAUAUUGUAUAUAAUAAAUGGAUAAAAUGGCAA